This is a messenger RNA of Panicum virgatum (switchgrass), 1581 nucleotides long. RefSeq names its product agmatine coumaroyltransferase-2-like. The transcript has a single exon. The record is from RefSeq and is a predicted model, not a curated record. The coding region runs from base 174 to 1490 and encodes 438 amino acids. Lineage: Eukaryota; Viridiplantae; Streptophyta; Magnoliopsida; Poales; Poaceae. Gene Ontology annotation, molecular function: acyltransferase activity, transferring groups other than amino-acyl groups.
UCCAUCGCUUCUCCUUCUCCACGCAGCUGAUCGAUCACUGUCCAGCACACCUGGCUAGCUGUUCAAGGACGUCGUGCAGAUCCCUGAGCUGCUAGCGGCUGUGCAGCCAACAGUGUUGUUUUAAUUAGCUACAUAUCCAUCAACGUAUUUAAUCUAGGAUCUCGAUCGAGAUCAUGAAGAUCACCGUGCAGUCCACCAAGGCCGUCAAGCCGGCCUACCCCGGCGGCGAGGCUCCGGCCGGCGCGCCGGGCGUCGUGCCGCUCACGGUGCUCGACAAGGCCAACUUCGACACGUACAUCUCCGUCAUCUACGCGUUCCGGCCCCCGGCCCCGGACAACGCCGCGCUCGAGGCGGGGCUCGCCCGGGUGCUGGUCGAGUACCGCGAGUGGGCGGGGCGGCUCGGCGUGGACGCCCAGGGGAACCGCGCCAUCCUGCUCAACGACGAGGGCGCGCGGUUCGUCGAGGCCACCGCCGACGUCGCGCUUGACAGCGUCAUGCCGCUCGAGCCCACGCCCGCGGUGCUCGCCCUGCACCCCAGCGGCGACGACGCCGUCGAGCUCAUGCUCAUCCAGGUCACCCGCUUCGCGUGCGGCUCCCUCGUCGUGGGGUUCACCACGCAGCACAUCGUCGCCGACGGCCGCGCCACCGGCAACUUCUUCAUCGCGUGGAGCCAGGCCACCCGCGGCGCGGCCCUGGACCCGGUCCCCGUCCACGACCGCGAGUCCUUCUUCAGGCCCCGCGACCCGCCGCUGGUGGAGUUCGAACACCGCGGCGUCGAGUUCAAGCCCUACGAGAAGCACGCGGUGGAGAGCCACGCCGGCGACGCGGAGGAGGAGGAGGAGGUCGUGGUCCAGAAGGUCCACUUCAGCCGGGAGUUCAUCUCCAGGCUCAAGUCCCGGGCGUCGGCGGGCAUGCCGCGGCCGUACAGCACGCUGCAGUGCGUGGUGGCGCACCUGUGGCGGUGCAUGACGACGGCGCGCGGGCUGGACGAGGGCCAGUCCACCAGCGUGUGCAUCGCCGUGGACGGGCGCGCGCGGAUGAGCCCGCAGGUCCCCGACGGCUACACCGGCAACGUGGUGCUGUGGGCGCGGCCCACCGCCAGGGCCGGCGAGCUGGUGGCGAAGCCCCUGCAGCACGCGGUGGGGCUCAUCAACCGGGAGGUGGCCCGGAUCAACGACGGCUACUUCAAGUCGUUCAUCGACUUCGCCAGCUCCGCGGCGGUGGACAAGGAGCGGCUGGUGGCGGCGGCCGACGCGGCCGAGAUGGUGCUGAGCCCCGACAUCGAGGUCGACAGCUGGCUGCGGAUCCCGUUCUACGACCUCGACUUCGGCGGCGGCCGGCCCUUCUUCUUCAUGCCCAGCUACCUGCCGGUGGAGGGCCUGCUCAUCCUGCUGCCAUCCUUCGUCGGGGACGGCAGCGUGGACGCCUACGUGCCGCUCUUCAGCCGCGACAUGGACACCUUCAAGAACUGCUGCUACGCCAUGGAAUAGGCUGCCUGUUGUUUGUCCUAUUGGUUGGUUCAUUCGAUUGCCAAUGCUGUUUCUUUUUUUUUUCGGUGGCAAAUUGCCGAUGCUGUAUAAU